UUCGUCGGUCUAUCUAAUACUGGCACAAUGCUCAUCCUCAUAGACAGUCAGCGGUAGCGUUGUCCGUGAGGGCAAAAUUCUUUCCGGAAAAUAAAGGAGGAAAAAUAGGCUUCAAAGUAACCUGACCAAGACGAUGGAGCAGAGCGCCCCACAACUACCGUGGGACUUCUCUCUGGCCGGCAAGGUGUUGCGCUAUGAUCUGCACUUCCACAAGAUACUGCAACCGGGAACCGCAAAUGCGGCUGGGGAAGAUUCUUCGCCACAGCAAACUACCACAGAGGAAGCGGGCGUUUCGCUAAAGUUAUUCGGGGACGUGCCUCGGCCGUAUGUGUCCUAUCGAAACGAGAUCAAAAUCCGUAUUGGCAGCGAGAACUGCCAAGCGCUCCCCGGGAACCGGCUCCUGCUCACGGCCGUGCUGCCGCCGCGAAUUGCUAGCGACGCAGCUACUUUUUCACCCCCACCCUCACCCACCACGAGCGUGGCCUAUAAUCGGCAGCACCGCUCGGUCGGGAGCGUAGAGAUUCUGGAUAUUUGCUUCGCCACAACGUCCAAAACAAAUCAUACUACUCCAACGACAUCAGCUUCAGCAUCAGCACCAUCGACCGAAGAGAAUGCUCCACCUCCAAGGGAAAUCCUCGCGAACGCUUCGACAUUGCAAAGGUGGUCCGAGGCCGAAGACGACGGAGCGUUGUUCCGCGUCAGUGGGGUUUUGCAAUCUUGCGAAGUGCCGGGUAUAAUGCGGACUGACAGUGCGAUGCUGGAACGGUCCCCGCACCUGCAGCACGCCCUUCCGCUCGCGGGGGCGACUUCUUCUAUAAUGGCCGCGCCGGUCGGAAUCGAGCCGCACCCGGCUGCACUCUUGUCGACGUCCUCACCCACUCCAUCACCAACGAGCAACAGCAGGAGGAGGAGGAGCCCUUCUGGCGCUGCCAGGGCGGUGGAGACAACUGCAACGACGUCCUCGCCCCCGGAAAACAAUAGAACUGCGGAUGAUAGUACAACAACGGGGACAAUAACGUCCGCUUCCGCACAGGAUCUUCAUGUCAACGGUCGAGUGGCAGCAAGAUCAAUGCCAAUCGGGACACAGCGUAGCGCAUUGGACGAAGAGGUGGAAGAGGAAAUGGAGGAGAACAGCAGCCUCGACGAAAGCACGAACAACUACGUCGUCGACGAGACGCACAGCCCGACGAGCCUGGACACCGCCACGCCGCAGCAGCUGCGGCAGCUGUUUCAGGUUAUGCAAAACGGCGGGGCCAUCUUCGUGAACGAUGCGGGGACGAGGAGCGACUCCGGCUCUGAGGAGACUGAAAACCAAAAUGAUUCAUCGGGUAGUGCUUUCCUGGAGCUGCCCGCGGAGCUUCCGGUAGACAUGCAGGUGCGCGUCUGUGACAUCGACAGCUGUCCUGUAGUAUCCGCUGCCUAUAACAUGUCUGGGUCUUGAAGAUUGCGAGACUUGUAAUGCUGAACGCCCAUAAUCCUGAAGUGAACUCUGUCAUGCGUGUCUCGGAAUGGCGGUAGCGCCCCUCCUCCGUGAUGCAAGAAGGCUGUUUCUCGUGUGCGUAAGCCGCGUAUCGCACCACAGAACCGCUCAAAGAUUUCUCAUGCGUGGCCGCGUAAUGUACUGAGUUUGUCAAAUUCGCGUAUUAGCAUGACAACCUUGUUCGACUGUCCCAGACAUCAUGUUUGCAUCGCAUGGCCGUGUUUCGAGGAUUUUUCCGAGAGCCUAGAAAAGUGUGUGACGGCGGAGUGCGGCCACGCGUACUGCCGCCAGUGUGCCCUGAACGUGUGUCGGAUGCGACCGCCCCGGUAUCAGGGACGGUGCGCGGUCUGCCGCAAAAAGUUCUCGUUGCGAAACAUGUUCUGCAUCCAGGGAGGUGGGGCCGGCACAAGCGGGACCUCAAUUGCUGGCGCGGAGUCGUUGGCCUUGGUACGCUGUUUUCCCGGGUUCGGAUUAGGAAUAAAUGAGAACAGGAGCAGAAGUCCGCGGGCAGCUGCAGCUGGGCACCAGAACGAAGUUUUGAUUUCAUCUGGGGGAAGUGGUCCUCCUCCUCGCUCCUUGCGAUUCACCCGCGAAGACUUUGAGGAAGAGGUGUUUGAGCGGGCCGCCGCAGCACUGGAGCUGUUGCAAAGUCUUGAAUACGAAAUCGCAAAAGUAGCCCUCGGACGGACGAUCGUGCUAUAGUAUGUUGUAAGCAAUUGCAAUAAGAACGAAACAGAAACGCGGAUUGAAGGAAGAGCUGCAACUGUUUAUCCUAAAUUUGUUUGAUCUUACAGAAGUUGUGCUGGUGCGUUUUAAUUCAGUACACCAUCUUCACGAACACGAUCGGUGACCACUUUUGCAACGCAUAUUGCAGAAGGUGUGCGAGAGCAAAUCGAUUUUUCUGGUGAAGAAGCUCCAGCUGGUGCUGGUCCCGGUGCAGCGAUUGGUACAACGAGAACUCUGCCGCCGGUACAACCGCCGGGAACACAACGGGGGCAGAACAACCUCCCCCCCCUGCAGGUAGGAUCCUAUCUGUUGCCCAUGGUGGAUGAAACAAGCGUGGAUGUUGAGACGCCGUCGAGAACGAGGCAUCGCAACAACUCGCAACGCCCGACGCCAUUGCGCAUCGAAGAGCGAAGUGUAGUUGCCAACAUCUCUGAUAGGGACCACGAGCAGGAUGAUAAUACUGACACGUCAACACGACCACAACUUGUUCCUAGAGCGCACAGAGUAGCUGUCGGUCAACCUUCAUCUCUGCAAGACGAUGUGACAAGGGAGCUGAACCGUAUCUACGGCGUGACAGGCGAGCUGCACGAGGGGCAGGACAUGAUAGACCCCCAGCUGGCGGAGGUGCGGCGACUGCGGGCGGAAAUGUUUCAGAGGUCCCGACGGUUUCAAGCGCGGGUAGAGGAGCAGGAGGCGUGGCAGCAGAGCCGGCCCGACGAUGCAGCGAUGGAGCGGGCGCAGGCUAUCCUGUGCAAAAGUAUCGUACUCGUAUAAAUGCAAGUCUUGCAUUACAAAUCUUGUUCCUAAGGCAAAUCUGCAUCACAAAUUUUUUCUCUCAUGCUGAGGAAAUUUGUAAUGCAUUUAUUUUUAUACGAGUGCGAUACUUUUGCAAUCCAUACAGGCCGCCAUGGAACGACUCCAGCGAGAACUCGCCAACAUGCGUAUUACAGUGAAAAGUGCCCCCCACCCCUAAAUUGCAAAAAUUUGUGAUGCGAAGUUUCCAAAUGAAAACUUUUUGUCAUGCAUGAAAGGAGUACGAAUCUUUCUGAUGCAGAAUGUAGGCGUGUAUCGCAUCGCUUGCAUGACAAGCGCCGAUCUUGCUGGGGUCUUUUGCAAUACAAAUUUUUGCUAUUCACGAUUGAAAACCUGUGAUGCUGAUAGAUGCAAGAGGGCGAAUGUUUCAUUUGGAAAGGUUUGCAAUACAAAUGCUCCGAAGUUCGGGGGUGGGGGCAUUUUUCAUUGUAAUAAUGCGGCAUCUGACGGCGCACGAUGACCACGAGACUUCCUCGUCGUGAAAGGAGAUGGGUGAGGACGAUCCAUUGUCCGUGAAAAAAGCUCCUGCACUUAACAUUGGUGUUGUUGUAAUAAAUAUGUAACAUCAACAUCAUCAAACACGAUUUAGAUAUGGAUUUUUACAGUACUUACACUACUCUAGAUACUGUACCUGCUCCCUGUUGAUGUGCUUGUUUGAGACGGAGGAGUCGGUGCUUGUUUCGACGUACACGCGUGCUUUUACGUCGCGAUCCCGUACUUUCGAUAGGUUUUCUUGAAAGCGGACGAACUCCUGCUGGGAUCGCAAUGAAUCUAAUUGAAUUCCGUAUCCUUUUAUCUCAACAAA
Amoebophrya sp. A120 is the source of this 3824-nucleotide messenger RNA. Lineage: Eukaryota; Dinophyceae; Syndiniales; Amoebophryaceae. The record is from the annotation of a GenBank genome assembly.